AUGUCGGACGUAGAAGAGAACAACGCCCCCGAGGAGGUCGAGGUUUCGGCCGAUGCCGCCCCCAAGGGCCAGAUGUCCGUUCUGGACGCCCUCAAGGGUGUCUUGAAGGUGGCUCUGAUCAACGACGGUCUUGCCCGCGGUCUGCGCGAGGCGUCCAAGGCUCUGGAUCGCCGCCAGGCGCAUCUGUGCGUCCUUAACGAGGCUUGCGAGGAGGAGGCGUAUAAGAAGCUUGUCAUUGCCCUCUGCUCCGAGCACAAGAUCCCCCUCAUCAAGGUUCCCGAUGGAAAGCAGCUCGGCGAGUGGGCUGGUCUCUGCGUCCUGGAUCGCGAGGGUAACGCCCGCAAGGUCGUCAACUGCUCGUGCGUCGUGAUUACGAACUGGGGCGAGUCGUCCAGCGAGAGAGAUAUCCUCCUGGCGCACUUCAACGAGAACUAG
Lasiosphaeria miniovina is the source of this 435-nucleotide messenger RNA. RefSeq names its product 40S ribosomal protein S12. Gene Ontology annotation, biological process: translation. Gene Ontology annotation, cellular component: ribosome; cytosolic small ribosomal subunit. The transcript has 4 exons. The coding region runs from base 1 to 435 and encodes 144 amino acids. Gene Ontology annotation, molecular function: structural constituent of ribosome. NCBI's taxonomy places the organism in Eukaryota, Fungi, Ascomycota, Sordariomycetes, Sordariales, Lasiosphaeriaceae. The record is from RefSeq and is a predicted model, not a curated record.